Molecule: messenger RNA, 1912 nt
Organism: Polychytrium aggregatum
Lineage: Eukaryota; Fungi; Chytridiomycota; Chytridiomycetes; Polychytriales
Exons: 3
Coding region: 115-1695 (526 amino acids)
Cellular component (GO): nucleus; cytoplasm
Source: RefSeq, a predicted model, not a curated record
CCAUCAUCUGAUCCGACGCCCGCCGUGCUUGUUUCUCUCGCAUUGUUCUUGCGUCGCUCUUGCGUCGCUGUCGACGUAUAAAUACUACCCCGCGCUGCCUGCGACUCGCCUGCCAUGUCCAAUAUCCACUACAUCUAUCCCGAUUCUGUUCCUCCUUCAUCCACCCCCACUCCCCUGUCCUAUAGCACCGUAACCAUGAUCUCUUCUCCCCUCACCGGUCUGCCAAAGACCACCAUCUCGGACCAGAUCCCUUCCGACGAGAAAGAUCUCUUGAACACGCUCCACAAGUUCCGGCACUCGCUGAACAAGUGGAAGCGCGAGAGCCACAAUAACGUCACCCUCGCCGACAUCAACCACCACUGCGUCGAGCUCGGCAAGAUGAUGCAGUGUCUGCGGGAGGUGCGAGAAAAGCGUGGCGGUCUGCCCGGCGACCCCAACAGACUCGACGUCGUCCUCGACUCGGUCUGGGGAACCCUCUUCAACCUCUGGGGCAAGGUCGCCUCGGUCGACGAGAAGCUCUAUCCCACCUACACCCAUCUGAUUGCCAUCUCGCGCAAGCUCGACGAGUACAAGCGAACAGGCGCUUUCACCAUCGAGGACGUUACGGCGUACCAGCUGCGCGUCGCCCAGAUCGAGAACAAAAAUGUCAUUGACGGCAAGUUCAUCAGCCCCCGAGCGGCUGCCGACCCCGAUACGCCCAGCCCGCCGGUUGUCCUUGGCGGCCAGGCUGUGCUCAUGGGUCUUCUCAACCGCAUCCACCGCACCCUGGAGUAUCUGCUGGGCAUUGCCGACUCGGUUGCUCCCGAAAUGCAAACCAUCUAUGCAAAGCUCAUGGAAACCUCCAAGACUCUGCAAAAGUACGAGCACUCCAAGACCUACACCCUGGACAGCCUAUACCCCAUCCAAACCAACCUCACCGAAAUCGACAGCCUGCGCGUCAAUGGCUCGUUUGUGCUGAAGGACGGCUCGAUCCCCGCCGGCCAGGCGGCCCUGAUCGGCCUGCUGGACUCGUGCUUCGAGACCCUGCACCGUCUUGUUUCGUCCAAGGACGAAGUCACUGGCCCGCUGCGCCCGCUGUACGAGGAGCUCUCCAAGAUCCACGCCGAUCUGGAAUCGGUCCUUGUGUCGGACCGACGAUGGGAGGUCACUGCUGCCGACCUCGAGCCCAUGCAGGCCCGUCUCGUCGAGAUCGAUCGCUCCAGCGUCAACGGCAUCUUUUAUGGCGAGUCCACGGGCGAGAUCCCCGCCGGCCAGGCCGUCAUCCACUACUUGCUCCACCAGUGCUUCAAUCUCAUCCAUGCCAUGCUCUCGGACGCCACGCCGGUCUCCGAUGCACUCUCUGGCAUAUAUGAGCUGCUGGUGACCUGCCGCGACCGCCUGCGGGAAUCCAGAAAGAUCUUUGUCCGCCAGCAGAAGCUCGAUGAAAUCCAGCCCGAACUGGACGCCAUCGCCGGCAUCCUCAAGACACUGGAAGACUCCAAGCGCAACGGUGUCUUUUACGGCACCGAGUUCCUCAGCGCAGACACGGAGAUGUUCCAGGAAGACUCGAGCUAUCCGGCCUCGAUGGAGAUUCCCGAAGGCCAGGCCAUCCUCUCUUCGCUGCUGAGCGAAUGCUACGAACGACUGCGCGAGCUCCGUGUCGUUCUGCUCUGGAACAGCACCACGGAUGCCCCGCCUGUCGCCUCUGAGAUCUGAUGAUUCUCUGCGACCUUUUUCUUCCUUUCCUUUCACUACUGUUAUGAUGAUUUUUUGGCCCCAGCUGCAUCCUUCUGAUCGCUUUCAGUCAGCCCCUGGCACGUUUGAAUCUUUGCUCCGCGAUUCGCACGGCGCUGUGCCUACUGGGCGUCUGCCCGAGCGCAUCAUUUGAGGAUAGCUUCUGUUCGAAUACACCCACUGUACAGAUCCUCCAGAA